UUCCACCAUGCAUAAGCUUUCCAAACUCCUGCAGAAUCACCUCAACCCGCAGUCUGCGCCUCAGACAGCAGUGCCUUACGCAGAGCCAACAUCGCCGUUUCCGACAGAAAUAGAUUUCUUUCGCCAUCGCAAACAACGUGGCGUAAACCUUGGAUCGUGGUUCGUGCUGGAACGCUGGAUAGCAGACUCUCCGUUUCGCUGCGCUGCCUCCCCUGCGCAAAGCGACCUGGACGUCGCGCGUGGCUCCAACGCUAAGGAGAUCCUAGAACAGCACUGGGACACCUGGAUCACUGAAGAUGAUUGGAAGUGGAUAGCCGAUAAAGGCAUCAACACAGUUCGCAUCCCGGUGCGUCCGUCUCGAACGCUCAAUGUUCGCAUAUCAUAGAAGCUAUAUGACCUCCCGGCACAGAUUGGAUACUAUCAUGUCUGUGGGGCAGAUCCCUCCGUGCU
Laetiporus sulphureus 93-53 is the source of this 450-nucleotide messenger RNA. Its product is annotated as glycoside hydrolase family 5 protein. Gene Ontology annotation, cellular component: cell surface; extracellular region. The record is from RefSeq and is a predicted model, not a curated record. NCBI's taxonomy places the organism in Eukaryota, Fungi, Basidiomycota, Agaricomycetes, Polyporales, Laetiporaceae. The transcript has 2 exons. The coding region runs from base 8 to 385 and encodes 125 amino acids. Gene Ontology annotation, biological process: glucan catabolic process. Gene Ontology annotation, molecular function: glucan endo-1,6-beta-glucosidase activity.